ACAUACACGAUCGGAUACUCUCGUCCCCGAGGUCCAGUCUCUCACCACCACACACCGAACCCACAAGUCACCAGAAAACGAUAAUGUUUGGUUCUUCUUCUUCUUGAUGAACAAUCGCCAUUGGAGAAGAAGAAUAUGCUUCUCUUGCAGUCUCCGCCAAUUUCAACUCGCUUCCACUUUAUCUACCUUACCUCUCCGAUCUCUUGCCGCUACCCCUUCCUCCAUCCGCCUCUCUCCGCCGCUGCUGCCGGUUUCUCCGCUACACCUUCCGCCGAAGUAGCUUCGGUCUCUGGGUCUUCUCCAUCGUAUUGGUCCUCGUUGAAGGGUUUGAGCGCAAGCGAAGAUGAAGAAGGAGAGGACGCUGAAUCCUUCCCGGAGAGUCGCCGGCGAUAUGACUUCUCUCCGCUUCUGGAAUUUCUCUCCAAGCGGAGCUCCGCCGAGUUGGUAUUGGACUCGGCCUCGGAUUCUGUUUCGCCCGAUUCGCUUGACCCGGACGAGUUCCGUCUCGCCGAGUCGUACCGCGCGGUGCCGUCGCCGUACUGGCACUCGCUUCUGAAAUCGUUGUGCUCGUCUUCUUCGUCAGUCGCUCUUGCCUACGCCGUGGUUUCGUGGUUGCAGAAGCACAACCUCUGCUUCUCCUACGAGCUGCUCUACUCGAUUCUCAUCCACGCGCUUGGUCGAUCAGAGAAGCUCUACGAGGCGUUUCUGCUUUCUCAGAAACAAACCCUAACCCCAUUGACGUACAAUGCCCUGAUUGGUGCUUGCGCUCGAAACAACGAUAUCGAAAAAGCCCUCAAUCUGAUUUCGAAGAUGCGGCAAGAUGGUUUUCAAUCCGAUUUCAUCAACUACAGCUUGGUCGUACAGUCACUGAUGCGGACAAACAAGAUUGAUUCAGCUCUUUUGCAGAAACUAUAUAAGGAGAUCGUGUGUGACAAGAUCGAGAUUGAUGCACGGCUCAUGAAUGACAUGAUCAUGGGUUUCGCGAAAUCUGGUGACCCGACUCGUGCUCUGCAGCUUCUAGGCACGGCUCAAGCAAUGGGUUUAAGCGCGAAAUCUGCGACCCUCGUUGGGAUAAUCUCGGCUUUGGGGAAUUCGGGGAGGACUAUGGAGGCUGAAGCUUUGUUCGAGGAGCUGAAACUAAGCGGUUUGAAGCCUAGAACCAAAGCUUACAAUGCGUUGCUUAAAGGAUCCGUAAAGACUGGUCCUUUGAGAGAUGCAGAGUUGAUUGUUUCGGAAAUGGAGAGGAACGGAGUUUCCCCGGAUGAACAUACAUAUAGUCUUCUCAUCGAUGCAUAUGUGAAUGCUGGGAGAUGGGAGAGUGCGAGAAUUGUUUUGAAAGAGAUGGAAGCCCGAAAUGUACAACCUAACUCCUUUGUGUUUAGCAGGAUCUUGGCUGGCUAUCGCGAUAGAGGCGAGUGGCAAAAGACAUUCCAAGUCUUGAAGGAGAUGAAGAACAUCGGAGUUAAACCCGAUAGACAAUUCUACAACGUGAUGAUUGAUACAUUCGGCAAGUUCAACUGCCUCGAUCAUGCCAUGGCUACAUUCGAUAAAAUGUUAAGCGAGGGGAUCGAACCUGACACGGUAACAUGGAACACUCUUUUAGAUUGCCAUUGCAAGCAAGGCCGACACGAUAUAGGCGAAGAAUUGUUCGAGGCGAUGCAGGAACGAGGGACCCCGGCUUGUUCCACAAGUUACAACAUCAUGGUCAAUAGUUAUGGCGAGCAAGAGAGAUGGGACGAUAUGAAGAGAUUGUUGAGGAAGAUGAAUGGAGAGGGGAUACUACCUAAUACAGUGACAUACACUACUCUUGUCAACGUUUAUGGUAAAUCCGGUAGGUUUAACGACGCGAUUGAUUGUUUGGAUGAUAUGAAAUCGGCAGGUCUCAAGCCUUCUUCGACAAUGUACAAUGCCCUCAUCAACGCUUACGCUCAAAGGGGUUUAUCCGAGCAAGCUGUGAAUGCAUUUAGAGUGAUGACAUCGGAUGGACUGAAGCCGAGUUUACUCGCUCUCAAUUCCCUCAUCAACGCCUUUGGAGAGGACAGAAGAGAUGCCGAAGCCUUUGCUGUGCUGCAGUUCAUGAAAGACAACGGCAUAAAACCGGAUGUUGUCACUUACACUACACUGAUGAAAGCCUUGAUUCGCGUCGAUAAGUUUGAAAAGGUGCCGUCUGUGUAUGAGGAGAUGAUCAUGUCAGGAUGCAAUCCAGACAAGAAAGCAAGGGCGAUGUUACGAUCUGCUCUGAGAUAUAUGAAACAAGCAUUAAGAUCCUGAAGAUGUGUUCUGUUCCAAUUCUAAAUCCAACCAACACAAACAUGAGCCGGACAGACCGAUGAAGGGUCCAAAUUUCGGGAAGAUUCGCAGUCUCCAUUACGACUCCGACAGCAUCAUGUUGACGGUCUGAGAAAUCUCAAAGCCGGAUACGGAUGACACGCUGGUGACGAACAAAUAAACAUCUUCUGUAUACAUAUAUUCAUUAUUGUAUAGUUUCAUCGGCAGAUUCAAAAAUUGGUUUUCGAUUAAUGAGAAGUCUAGCCCAUCCUCAGCUUUA
This is a messenger RNA of Tarenaya hassleriana, 2548 nucleotides long. RefSeq names its product pentatricopeptide repeat-containing protein At5g42310, mitochondrial. The record is from RefSeq and is a predicted model, not a curated record. Gene Ontology annotation, molecular function: protein binding. Bases 136 to 2271 code for a protein of 711 amino acids. Lineage: Eukaryota; Viridiplantae; Streptophyta; Magnoliopsida; Brassicales; Cleomaceae. The transcript has 4 exons.